Lactuca saligna is the source of this 806-nucleotide messenger RNA. The record is from the annotation of a GenBank genome assembly. Lineage: Eukaryota; Viridiplantae; Streptophyta; Magnoliopsida; Asterales; Asteraceae.
UGCUAUUGAAAACUUCGAUGUUGUUAUAUUCUUUUAGGUUGCUGAAUUUAUUAUGUCUUCCCAUAAUCACAAGUUACUUGCUAGAUGUGGGAUUUGUUUUACUAUUUUUGGCACCAUUUGUCAGCAAAUGGGUCCCCUUUUACUACACCAGUUCCAUGGCUGUUGGAUUUCUAGCUGUUGUUCUCAUAUUACUCUAUCAGGCAAGGAAAUUGUUGCCAACUGGCAGGAGAAAUGCAUUUUACCUUGGUAUAAUGUCCAUAGUACUUGGAGCAGGAUCUUUUGUGGUGCAUAGCCUCUCAGCAUUUUUGGAUUCAUUUCUCCAAAACUUUGGGAUAAGUCAAGAAGUCCAGAACCCAGUUUCUGUUUUUGUGGUGCUUGGAAUCAUUUUGUUAGGAUCUGGUUUUGGAUAUUGGAUGGUGAGGAAAUAUAUUAUUUCUAAAGAUGGAGAACUUGAUGUUGGAGUUGCAGUCACAUGCUUGUGUUAUCUUUUUCAAAGCACGAAAGACACUCUUUUGGCAAUGGCUGCAAUGGGGUCUUGUUUGGGUGUAUACUACAUGAUCACGAAGAUUGUAAGGAAAAUGUCAUGUAGGAUCUAUGCAACCCUCAGAGAGCUCAGCCUUGGUAUGAUGGAGAAGGAAUGGAAUGUAUCAUUCCAUUGGAAUGGACGAUUCCUGAAUGAAUGUAAUUCCUUCAAUUUUCUAGAAUUUAUGAAGAGGAACACUUUUGUUGGCCCUAAAGUUGCUUAUGAAACAACAACUGCUUUGCAGAAUGUAUCAUUCCAUUGGAAUGGACGAUUUCUUGAGUGA